AUGAGUAACAUCGAACUCGAAACCUUUGUGCUGCCCCAAGCAAGCACAGCUCCUACAGCCGCCUUUGAGGCCCGUGAACGAGCAUCACCGCAGUCGGUGGAUGUAGAGGGCGAGCCGACGGCAGGCAGGCGACUGGGCCAAGACCUUGCGCCUGUAGAUGGAGGAGCUGCUGCGUGGAGGCUGCUCUGUGCUGCCUUUAUGUUCGAGACAUUGCUAUGGGGCUUUCCCCUUUCUUUCGGUGUUUUUCAAGAAUAUUACUCCAAUAUUCCGGAGUUUGCCAAUAAUCGCUACAUUUCCGUUGUUGGUACCAUAGCAUCCGGAUUUGGGUAUCUCGGAGCACCCUUCAUCAUGCCGUUUACUCAGCGCUAUCAGCGGUGGCAGCGGCAGAUGAUUUGGGUUGGCUGGCCGAUUUGUAUUGGCGGUCUCGUCUUGGGCUCUUUCGCAUCCACGUUGGAAGUGCUUAUUCUCACUCAAGGUGUGGCCUACGGUUUCGGUUUCCUAAUAUUCUACUACCCCAUCCUCAGCAUGGUCAACGAAUACUGGAUCGCGCGCCGUGGCAUGGCCUACGGAGUCCUCUGCGGUGCCUCUGGUGUUUCCGGUACUGUCAUGCCGUUCGUGCUGCAGGCGCUAUUGGCAAAGUACGGAUACAAGACGACGCUCCGCGCUGUUGCUGUGGCUCUCGCGUUGCUCACGGGACCGGUCAUUCCUCUCUUGAAGGGUCGGUUGCCGCCCUCGGAGAGGGCCAGUAUCCCCAGAAUCAACUGGACCUUUUUCCGAAGUCCUCUCUUUUGGGUAUACUCGGUUUCAAACCUGUUGCAAGGGUUUGGGUACUUCUUCCCUUCUCUGUACCUACCAUCUUAUGCAUCAUCCCUCAAGCUUGGCAGCAAGAGCGGCGCGCUCCUGCUCGCGCUGAUGAGCGUUUGUCAAGUCGGUGGCCAAUUCGUCUUUGGCCUGCUUUCUGACCGCAAAGUACCACUGGACAUUCUGGCUUGCUUGUCAACUGUGGUUGCAGCUAUUGCUUGCUUGACCACGUGGAGACUAGCGCAGUCGCUCCCAGUCUUGAUGAUCUUCGCCAUGGUAUACGGAUUCUUCGGCGCAGGGUUCACUGCCAUCUGGGCGCGGAUAAGCACCGCCAUAACUGAUGAUGUGACGUCAGGACCAAUGGUCUUUAGCCUGCUCAACUUCGGUAAAGGUAUCGGAAAUGUGCUUGCCGGACCUAUUGGUGGAUUUCUCGUUUCCAACUCAAAGCCCGCCGGAACUCCAUCAUCUUCGCCAUAUCAUUGGGUCAUCGUCUUCACCGGUGUAUGUAUGUUCGCGAGCGCUUGCGCCAUCUUCUUGCGACAUUUGAGACAGCUUGGUAUCUUGGUUUUCCGAUGA
Messenger RNA from Neoarthrinium moseri, 1377 nucleotides. RefSeq lists its product as uncharacterized. Bases 1 to 1377 code for a protein of 458 amino acids. The record is from RefSeq and is a predicted model, not a curated record. Gene Ontology annotation, biological process: transmembrane transport. Lineage: Eukaryota; Fungi; Ascomycota; Sordariomycetes; Amphisphaeriales; Apiosporaceae. Gene Ontology annotation, cellular component: fungal-type vacuole membrane. The transcript has 3 exons. Gene Ontology annotation, molecular function: transmembrane transporter activity.